GCUGAGGCAUCUUUGCCUCUUUCCCUCUUCCGUGUUCUGCUGGCUCAUGGCUCUGCCUGGCAGUCUUGUUCUCUUCUUGUUUCUUUUUGUCUUUCUGCUCCCUCUCCUUUGUUCUCCACUCUUCACAAUCAGUGAUCACGUAAGGAUGCUCCUGAGUGUUGUCCUCAGUGUGAAUCAUGCUGGGUCCCAUCUCGUGGUUUGCUGCUUAGGAGUUUGAAAGAGAACCCAGCUGGGGACGUAGACAGGGACCCACAGAAAGCAGCCGUAGCUGACCCAUGCCUCAUGAAGACUACAAAGGGGCUCACGCCAGCACGAACGCAAGGCAACUCCUUUCAGAAGCGCCAGCUCGGCAAUGAAACUCGGCUGCGCAGCAAACCACACACGGAAUACGCACGGUUACCAAAGCUGCCGCUCAGAGUUCACACAGCGCCAACCCACAGCUGUAUCUAAUGCGAUGUCUUUGUCUCUGGAUCUCUUUCGUCUUCGUGCCCGCGCGCACUCGCAUGACACUCAACAGAAACAUCCAAGCUCUCUCAGUCCGGGGGCGGUGAUCCUAGCCUGGCCGAGCGUACCCAUGUUUCUGAGCUCCGGUCCGCAAGGCUGUCAGCUCGCCUUGCCUUUCGUCUAUCCUGACCUUCUCAGAUAAGCAUUUGCUUACCGAGGGGGCGAGGGGGCGUCCUCAGAAUCCCUCCGAGAGAGAGAGAGAGAGAGAGAGAGAGAGAGAGAGAGAGAGAGAGAGAGAGAGAGACAGAGACAGAGACAGAGACAGAGACACAGAGACAGAGACAGACAGAGACAGACAGAGACAGAGAGAGCGCCCAAAGGCUAGCCUUUCCCUUCCACUGCGCGCAGUUGAUGGUGAGGCACCAGCUCCUACCACGGCAUCCCUGGACGACAGAAACAGCUCAGAUGGUCCAACCCAGGGCUGACUUUCUUCAAAAGUAAUCCAAGACAGUCACUUCUGUCAUCAGGAUGGACUUGCAGAACAAGUGAUAGAUGGCAGAGACACAAACAGACGACCGAUCGGCCGGCCUAGCUCUAGAGACUCUCACCUGUCUGUCCUGUUGGUUAUCCGGACGGUUAGCCAGAGGAUCCGGGGCCCCCGCACAGCUCCGGGACUCUGGAAGAUAGUUCCGAGGGUGGGGACCUUCGAGAACCAGCCCACACUGAACUCCUCCCUCCUUGUGGCAGCAGCAAGGUGGGACGGGCCAGGACGUCUGCUUAGCACCUCCUCCAGAAAUGCAGCACUUGGGGGGCCCCCACCCUUUCGCGCGCUCCUUCCCACCGACCUCCCAGGGGUGCACCUCUCCAGCCUCGGUCGCGCUUCCGAAACCUUUGGUGCCCCCUUUUCCUGGUCCCGACCCCCCACCUCACGCCCCCUGGUCUGGACAGCAUCUCCCCCUCGCCGCCCUCCGCCCACGCACCGCCUGACUCCGAGGGGUGCGAGCGCAUUGGGCUGCGCCCGCGUGGGGGCGCCGCGCCAGCCUCGCGUAGCUGUUCUGACGCUGCCGUCGCCGCCGCCCUCCGCAGCCCAGCCGGCACCCGCACCAGCUCUGCAGUGCACUCGUCGCCUCUCGGGCCGGUCCCACCAAGAGCCAGACUGUCGUGACCGGGGCCAGCCUCGAACGUCAGGCGCGAGGGUCAUGAGCCAGAGCGCCCUGGGGCGCCGCGCGGAGACCCAGCGGAGAUAGCAGUCCUCGCUGCCUUGACGCGCGCCCGCCGCGUCCCCAGACCCUUCUGUCCUUUUCUCCCGCCCCGCCGCCGCCAUGGCCACCCUGCUCCGCAGCAAGCUGACCAAUGUGGCCACCUCCGUGUCCAACAAGUCCCAGGCCAAGGUGAGCGGCAUGUUUGCCAGGAUGGGGUUUCAGGCGGCCACCGAUGAGGAAGCGGUGGGCUUCGCGCACUGCGACGAUCUCGACUUUGAGCAUCGCCAGGGCCUGCAGAUGGACAUCCUGAAAUCGGAAGGCGAGCCCUGCGGAGACGAGGGCGCAGAAGCUCCCGUCGAGGGAGACAUUCAUUAUCAGCGCGGCGGCGCUCCUCUGCCACCCUCUGGCUCCAAGGACCAGGCCGUGGGAGCUGGUGGGGAGUUCGGGGGUCACGACAAACCCAAGAUCACGGCGUGGGAAGCGGGCUGGAACGUGACAAAUGCCAUUCAGGGCAUGUUCGUGCUGGGCCUACCCUACGCCAUCCUCCACGGCGGCUACCUGGGGUUGUUCCUCAUCAUCUUCGCCGCAGUGGUGUGCUGCUACACCGGCAAGAUCCUCAUCGCGUGCCUGUACGAGGAGAACGAAGACGGGGAGGUGGUGCGCGUGCGGGACUCGUAUGUGGCCAUAGCUAACGCAUGCUGCGCUCCUCGAUUCCCCACCCUGGGCGGCCGCGUGGUCAAUGUGGCGCAGAUCAUCGAGCUGGUGAUGACGUGUAUCUUGUACGUCGUGGUGAGCGGCAACCUCAUGUACAACAGUUUCCCGGGGCUGCCCGUGUCGCAGAAGUCCUGGUCCAUCAUAGCCACAGCGGUGCUGCUGCCCUGCGCCUUCCUGAAGAAUCUCAAGGCCGUGUCCAAGUUCAGUCUGCUGUGUACGCUGGCCCACUUCGUCAUCAACAUCCUGGUCAUCGCUUACUGUCUCUCUCGCGCGCGUGAUUGGGCCUGGGAGAAGGUGAAGUUCUACAUCGACGUCAAGAAGUUUCCCAUCUCCAUUGGCAUCAUCGUGUUCAGCUACACGUCGCAGAUCUUCCUGCCCUCUCUCGAAGGCAACAUGCAGCAGCCCAGCGAAUUCCACUGCAUGAUGAACUGGACACACAUCGCCGCCUGCGUGCUCAAGGGUCUCUUCGCGCUCGUCGCCUACCUCACCUGGGCCGACGAGACCAAGGAAGUCAUCACGGAUAACCUGCCCGGCUCCAUCCGCGCCGUGGUCAACCUCUUCCUGGUGGCCAAGGCGCUGCUGUCCUAUCCGUUGCCCUUCUUCGCGGCCGUCGAAGUGCUGGAGAAGUCUCUCUUCCAGGAAGGCAGUCGCGCCUUCUUCCCCGCCUGCUAUGGAGGCGACGGUCGCCUUAAGUCCUGGGGGCUGACGCUGCGCUGCGCGCUGGUGGUCUUCACGCUGCUCAUGGCCAUCUACGUGCCACACUUCGCGCUGCUCAUGGGCCUCACGGGCAGCCUCACAGGCGCCGGCCUCUGCUUCCUGCUGCCCAGCCUCUUCCACUUGCGCCUUCUCUGGCGCAAGCUGCUGUGGCACCAGGUCUUCUUCGAUGUGGCCAUCUUCGUCAUCGGCGGCAUCUGCAGCGUGUCCGGCUUCGUGCAUUCACUCGAGGGUCUCAUCGAGGCCUACCGAACCAACGCAGAGGACUAGGGGGUGGGGACCCUGCCCCCAGCUCCAUCCCCGCCCACCCCCACUCCCCGUCAUUCCCGCCCCCACCCCCACUCCCAGCCUCCUGCGCCGUCGCGCUAGGGAGGCCGAGCUUUAAACACCUCCGGUUCCUAGUUGCUGAUUAUUCGGGGACCGGGUGGGGGAGGGAGGGGAUAGACAUCCAAGGUCCACUGCGUCUGCGUUUCUGUCGUCCUUUCUAUUCCACAUCGCCCUGAUUGGGGGGAGGGAGCGGAGCGUAUUAGUGAAGGGUAUUUUCUGUCCUUCCUGGAACACCCCAUCACCACCACCACCAAAUUUUGGCUCCUGUCAACGACGGGGGUGGGAAGGGAGGGAAAGUUCGCAGGCUUGGAAACUUGACCUUGAGGGUGGGGUGGGGCCAUUUCACAGCCAUUCAGUGCUUGGAAUCUACAGCGUCCAGCCAUUUCCAGCAAGAGCGCUCCCCAUGCCCUGGACAUUUCAACCUUGCGGCCUGAAAGGUUGACCGGGAAAUCCAUUUCGGGCGGGCGACUUCACUCUGGAGAAGCCGCGGCAGGGGCCCCGUUUGCCUGCCGGUUUUCAGGAACCCAAACUCAUCUUGUGCAAUGUAUCCGGUCGUGGAACUGUAUACUGUGCGUGUGGUGUGCUCGUGGUGAAUAAGAUGAAAUGUAUAUCAGAAAAAAAUCUAUCUCUAAUUUAGAGUGCGGUGCAUAAUAAUUAUAUCCGCAAAUAAAGAAGAAACAAAGGCG
Mus musculus (house mouse) is the source of this 4087-nucleotide messenger RNA. It is a transcript of the gene Slc32a1, whose product is annotated as solute carrier family 32 (GABA vesicular transporter), member 1. The transcript has 3 exons. The record is from RefSeq and is marked validated. Gene Ontology annotation, molecular function: glycine transmembrane transporter activity; gamma-aminobutyric acid:proton antiporter activity; gamma-aminobutyric acid transmembrane transporter activity. The coding region runs from base 1767 to 3344 and encodes 525 amino acids. Gene Ontology annotation, biological process: proton transmembrane transport; gamma-aminobutyric acid import; glycine transport. Gene Ontology annotation, cellular component: synapse; GABA-ergic synapse; presynapse. NCBI's taxonomy places the organism in Eukaryota, Metazoa, Chordata, Mammalia, Rodentia, Muridae.